Fukomys damarensis (Damara mole-rat) is the source of this 954-nucleotide messenger RNA. It is a transcript of the gene Kcnk12, whose product is annotated as potassium two pore domain channel subfamily K member 12. The transcript is spliced from 4 exons. Gene Ontology annotation, cellular component: membrane. NCBI's taxonomy places the organism in Eukaryota, Metazoa, Chordata, Mammalia, Rodentia, Bathyergidae. Gene Ontology annotation, biological process: stabilization of membrane potential; potassium ion transmembrane transport. The record is from RefSeq and is a predicted model, not a curated record. Gene Ontology annotation, molecular function: potassium ion leak channel activity. The coding region runs from base 1 to 954 and encodes 317 amino acids.
AUGCUGUCGGCCAUCUUCCACAAGAUACAAGCGAGGCCUUCCCCUCCAGUCCGCCCUCUGACGGGUUUCGGCAUGACCACGCCUGCCACCGUGGGCGGAAAGGCCUUCCUCAUCGCCUACGGGCUGUUUGGCUGCGCCGGGACUAUCUUGUUCUUCAACCUCUUCCUGGAGCGCAUCAUCUCGCUGCUGGCCUUUGUGAUGCGCGCGUGCCGGGAGCGUCUGCGCCCAGAGGCCGACGGGCUGGCGGGCUGGAAACCCUCGGUGUACCACGUGCUGCUCAUCUUGGGGCUCUUCGCCGUGCUGCUGUCCUGCUGCGCCUCGGCCAUGUACGCCAGCGUGGAGGGCUGGGGCUACGUGGACUCGCUUUACUUCUGCUUCGUCACCUUCAGCACGAUCGGCUUCGGGGACUUGGUGAGCAGCCAGCGCGCCGCCUACCGCAACCAGGGCCUCUACCGCCUAGGCAACUUCCUCUUCAUCCUGCUAGGCGUGUGCUGCAUCUACUCUCUCUUCAACGUCGUCUCCAUCCUCAUCAAGCAGGUGCUCAACUGGAUGCUGCGCAAACUGAGCUGCGCCUGCUGCGCGCGCUGCUGCCCGGCGCCCGGAGCGCCCUUGGCCCGGCGCAACGCCAUCACUUUACAGCAGGAAAAUGAGCCGGAGUCUCAAGCACUCUCAAGCUACUUGCGGGAUACAGACUCGGCUGUGCUGAUGGAGACCCAGCAGGUACCUGGCCACUUGUCUUUUAUGGCCCCAGCAGCCCUCAUGGUGUUGCCAGUGUCCAUGGCCCAAGAGACUGCACCAUCAGCAUCCACAUUUAGGCAAAGGAAUGGAAAAGGGAAGAUUGGCUACAUCCCGUCCUUCCAAGGGAAUGACUCCAGAAUUCUACACGUCACCUGUUCUCCCUUCCCAGUGGCUGUGCUGUGUCAAAUGGCCUGCUAUAGUAACACGGGGACCUGA